Plasmodium vinckei vinckei is the source of this 2310-nucleotide messenger RNA. RefSeq names its product pre-mRNA-splicing factor ATP-dependent RNA helicase PRP22, putative. NCBI's taxonomy places the organism in Eukaryota, Apicomplexa, Aconoidasida, Haemosporida, Plasmodiidae. The record is from RefSeq and is a predicted model, not a curated record. The transcript has a single exon. Gene Ontology annotation, cellular component: intracellular anatomical structure. Bases 1 to 2310 code for a protein of 769 amino acids. Gene Ontology annotation, molecular function: ATP binding; RNA binding.
AUGGAAAAUAUAUCAGAUUGUAUAGAACCCAAAAAUUCUGAGCAAGAUGAUGAAUCAGAACACAAUCAAGACAUAACUCAUAAAAGAAAAAAAGAAGAAUCUCAAACUGAUGAGAAUGAAAAUAUUGAUAUGAACACUAACAUAAAAAGGCAUAAAAUAACUGAUUUAGAUAAUGAUGAGGUCAAACAGAGUGAUGAACUUAAUAUGGGUUCUACAAAAAGUUUCAUCAAUAGCGAAGUUAGUAAUAACAAAAAUGAAAAAGAAAUCGAUGAAAAUAAUCUUAUAAACAAAUUAACAAAUAAAAGAUACAGUGAUAGAUAUUUAGAAUUACUUGAAUCAAAAAAAAAAUUGCCUGCAUGGGCAGCUAAAAAAAACUUUUUAAAAUUAUUUAAAAAAAAUAAUGUAAUAAUAAUUGUUGGGGAUACAGGAAGUGGAAAAACAACACAAAUAUCACAAUUUGUUUUAGAAUCGAAAUUUUCAGAAAAAAAAUCGAUAGCAGUUACUCAGCCAAGGAGAGUUGCAGCAAUGAGUGUGGCUGCACGUGUAGCAGAAGAAUUAGAUGUAGAAUUAGGAACCUAUGUAGGAUAUACUAUAAGAUUUGAAGAUAAGUCUUGUCACAAAACAAUCAUAAAAUAUUUAACAGAUGGUAUGCUUUUAAGAGAAUCUAUGUUUGACCCUUUAUUAAAAAGAUAUAAUGUAAUAAUUUUAGAUGAAGCACAUGAACGAACAUUAUCUACUGAUAUAUUAUUUGGAGUAAUAAAAAAUAUUCAAGAAAAAAGAGAUGAUUUAAAAUUAGUUGUUAUGUCUGCUACUUUAGAUGCAGAAAAGUUUCAAAACUUUUUUAACAGUUCUAAAAUAUUAAAUAUCCCAGGUCGAUUAUAUCCUGUUGAAAUAUUUUAUACUAUGCAGCCUGAAAAAUGCUAUAUAAAGGUAGUAAUUAGAACUGUAUAUAAUAUACAUACUAAUGAAGAAGAGGGAGAUAUAUUAGUAUUUUUAACAGGUGAAGAUGAAAUUGAAAUGACUAAAAAAGAAAUAGAAAAAUUAGUAUAUAAAAAGGCUGGUAUCCCCCAAUUAGUAUGCUUACCAUUAUAUUCUUCAUUACCACCAGCACAACAACAAAAAAUUUUUGAACCCGCGCCACCCCCAAGAUUUAAAGGAGAUAAAAAGGGAAGGAAAUGUAUAUUAGCAACAAAUAUAGCAGAAACAUCUAUAACUAUUGAUGGAAUUGUUUAUGUAAUAGAUCCUGGUUUUUCAAAACAAAAAGUUUAUAAUCCAAGGGCAAGAGUUGAAUCAUUACUUAUAGCCCCUAUUUCUAAAGCAUCAGCUCAACAAAGAGCUGGAAGAGCUGGUAGAACAAAACCAGGAAAAUGUUUUCGUUUAUAUACAGAAAAAUGUUUUGAUGAAACAUUACCUGAACAAACAUAUCCCGAAAUUUUAAGAUCAAAUUUAGGAUCUGUUGUAUUAAAUCUAAAAAAAUUAGGUAUCGAUGAUUUAGUACAUUUUGAUUUUAUGGAUCCACCUGCUCCUGAAACUUUAAUGAGAGCUUUAGAACAAUUAAAUUAUUUAGAAGCAUUAGAUGAUGAGGGAGAAUUGACAAAAAAAGGGCAUAUAAUGAGUGAAUUUCCUGUAGACCCACAGCUAGCUAAAGUAUUACUAGAAUCAUCUAAUUAUUCAUGUUCUAGUGAAAUACUAUCUAUUGCAGCUAUGUUAUCUGUUCCUCAAUGUUUUUUGAGACCCAAAGUAAAGGGAAAAGAAGCUGAUGAGAUGAAAGCUAGAUUUUCACAUUUAGAUGGAGACCAUUUAACAUUACUUAAUGUUUUUCAUGCAUUUAUUAAACAUUCAUUAGUUGAUCAAAAUGAAUCUAAAAAAUUUUGUUAUGAUCAUUUUUUAAAUCAUAGAACCAUGACAUCUGCUCAAAAUGUGAGAUUACAAUUAUUAAAAACCAUGGAAAGAUUGGGAUUAAAAAUUACAUCUAUCAAUCCAUCGAAUCCAAAUUAUUAUAUUAAUAUAAGAAAAGCACUAUUAAGUGGGUUCUAUCAACAAGUAGCUUAUAAAACAAACAAAGGGUAUUAUAUCACAGUAAAGGAUAUACAAAUUGUUACUUUACAUCCAUCUACUGUUUUUCAAGUUAAUCCAGAAUGGGUUCUAUAUCAUGAACUUAUAUUAACAUCAAAAAAUUUUAUAAGAACCGUUACAAAAAUAGAUGGAUCAUGGCUUUUAGAGGUUGCAAAAAAUUAUUACGCCUUAGAAGAUCUACCUAAUAGUGAAGCCAAAAAUGAACUUAAAUUGAUGGCAAAAUCAGUUAAGUGA